This is a messenger RNA of Oxyura jamaicensis (ruddy duck), 5893 nucleotides long. RefSeq names its product ring finger protein 111 (gene RNF111). Lineage: Eukaryota; Metazoa; Chordata; Aves; Anseriformes; Anatidae. Gene Ontology annotation, cellular component: nucleus; cytoplasm. The transcript has 14 exons. Gene Ontology annotation, molecular function: SMAD binding; SUMO polymer binding; ubiquitin protein ligase activity. Bases 107 to 3088 code for a protein of 993 amino acids. Gene Ontology annotation, biological process: ubiquitin-dependent protein catabolic process; positive regulation of transforming growth factor beta receptor signaling pathway; positive regulation of DNA-templated transcription. The record is from RefSeq and is a predicted model, not a curated record.
GCACAGGGUGACUGUCCCUUUCUCUGCCAGGAAGUACCUUUCUGUCAUCUCUGGUAUGAGUGUUCAAAACGAUUAUUAAGGAAGAAGGCCUUUCUUAAAACUUUCCAUGUCUAAAUGGACUCCUGAAUGUAAUAUAGUUUAUACUCUAAAAGCGGAUAUGAAGAGUGAAGUUCCUUCUGAUGCACCAAAGAGACAGGAGAGUCUGAAGGGGAUCCUCUUGAACCCUGAGCCUAUUGGGGCAACCAAAAGCUUCCCUGCAGAAGUUGAGAUGAUUGCCAGUAAAGUAGGGAAUGAGUUCUCUCACUUAUGUGGUGAUUCUCAAAAGCAGAAGGAAAUGAAUGGCAACCGUACAGACCCAGACAAAAGUAUUGUGGUGCGAAAAAAACGCAAGAGCCAGCAGGCUGGUCCUUCAUAUGCUCAAAAUUGUCCUGAUAAAGAAAACCAAGGAAUCUUAGGAUUAAGACAGCAUCUAGAAACACAGAGUGAAGACAACGACUCUUCUUUUAGUGACUGUAUCUCUUCACCUUCAUCCAGCCUACAUUUUGGAGACUCUGACACAGUAACAUCUGAAGAAGAAAAAGAUGCUCCUGUAAGACACCCUCAGGCAGUGUUGAAUACUACAAGUAGAACUCAUAGUGCACGGUCACAAAAGUGGCCUCGGACUGAGGCAGACUCUGUACCUGGGUUAUUAAUGAAAAGGCCCUGUUUUCACAGCAGUUCUUUGAGAAGGCUUCCAUAUAGAAAGAGAUUUGUGAAAACCAGCUCCUCACAGCGGACACAGAACCAAAAAGAACGAAUUUUAAUGCAGAGGAAAAAACGGGAAGUGUUAGCUCGGAGAAAGUAUGCUUUACUACCCAGCUCUAGCAGUUCAAGUGAGAAUGAUCUCAGUAGUGAAUCUUCUUCCAGUUCAUCUACUGAAGGGGAGGAAGACUUAUUCGUGUCAACUGGUGAAAACCAUCAGAACAAUACAGCUGUUCCUUCAGGAAGUAUUGAUGAAGAUGUUGUGGUGAUUGAAGCAUCCUCCACUCCCCAGGUCACUGCUAAUGAAGAAAUAAAUGUUACCUCAACAGAUAGUGAAGUGGAGAUCGUCACAGUUGGUGAGAGCUACAGGUCUCGUUCAACACUCGGACACUCAAGAUCACACUGGGGACAAAGCUCUAGUUCUCAUACUGCACGGCCUCAAGAGCAGCGGAACCGCAGCAGGAUUUCCACAGUCAUACAGCCACUGAGACAGAACGCAGCAGAAGUCGUGGACCUUACGGUGGAUGAGGAUGAGCCGACAGUUGUGCCAACCACAUCAGCUAGGGUGGAGCCCCAGGUUGUGAGUUCUGCUUCCAGUAACAGUUCUAGUACAUCUACCUCAGAGCAGGCCUCUGAUGCAGCUCCAAACGUCUCCAACAGCCAGCCCUCUGCAGCACCAGAGACGACUUCUAGUCUUCCGAAUAGCAGCACUGCUGGUUCUUCAGCUGGAGAUGAUACAAGAAGAACUGCGUCUAACACGACACUGGAAACUGGCCCUCCGGCCAUGCCACGGUUACCAUCUUGCUGCCCUCAGCAUUCUCCAUGUGGAGGAUCUUCACAGAAUCAUCAUGCAUUGGGGCAUCCGCAUACAAGCUGCUUUCAGCAGCAUGGCCACCACUUUCAACACCACCACCACCACCACCACAACCCUCACCCAGCUGUUCCACUGUCUCCUUCAUUCAGUGACUCCAGCUGCCCUGUUGAAAGGCCUCCUCCAGUGCCUGCCCCUUGUGGAGCAAGCAGCAGUUCAGGCACCAGCUACCAUGACCAGCAGGCAUUGCCAGUAGACUUAAGCAGCAAUGGCAUAAGAAGUCAUGGAAGUGGUGCUUUUCAUGGAACGUCUGCUUUUGACCCCUGCUGUCCUGGUUCUUCAUCUCGAACUGCAAUUUAUGGGCAUCAGGCUGGUGCUGGCCCAAGCCAAUCAAUAGCGAUAGAUGGAUAUGGAUCAAGUAUGGUUGCACAGCCCCAGCCCCAACCUCCUCCUCAGGCAUCGCUUUCUUCCUGCCGGCAUUAUAUGCAUUCUCCCUAUGCUUCUUUGACCAGACCUCUUCACCAUCAAGCUUCUGCAUGUCCCCACUCUCAUGGAAAUCCUCCUCCACAGCCUCAACCUCCACCCCAAGUAGAUUAUGUUAUUCCUCAUCCAGUGCAUCCCUUCCAUCCUUCAAUCUCCUCUCAUGCAUCUUCUCAUCCUGUUCCACCUCCACCACCAACUCAUCCUUUAGCCAAUGCAGCUGCUCCAAUUCCACAGCAUCUUCCGGCAGCACAUCAGCCUAUCUCCCAUCACAUCCCUGCAACAGCACCUCCAGCACAGAGGCUACAUCCUCAUGAAGUGAUCCAGAGGAUGGAGGUCCAGAGAAGAAGAAUGAUGCAACACCCAACACGUGCUCAUGAGAGGCCUCCUCCGCAUCCUCACAGAAUGCACCCAAAUUACGGUCAUGGGCAUCACAUUCAUGUGCCUCAGACAAUGUCUUCCCAUCCUCGACAAGCUCCAGAGAGGUCUGCCUGGGAACUGGGAAUUGAAGCUGGUGUGACUGCAGCUACUUACCCUCCAGGACCCUUGCAUCCUCACUUGGCCCACUACCACGCACCUCCUCGACUUCAUCACUUGCAAAUAGGGGCUCUUCCCCUAAUGGUACCAGACAUGGCGGGCUAUCCUCACAUCCGUUACAUUUCAUCGGGAUUGGAUGGAACAUCAUUCAGAGGCCCUUUCAGGGGCAAUUUUGAGGAGCUGAUUCACUUGGAGGAACGAUUAGGCAAUGUAAAUCGUGGAGCAACACAGGGAACUAUAGAAAGAUGCACAUAUCCUCAUAAAUACAAAAAGGUAACAACUGAUUGGUUCUCACAGAGGAAACUGCACUGCAAGCAAGAUGGGGAGGAAGGAACAGAAGAAGACACAGAGGAAAAGUGUACCAUCUGCUUAUCUAUAUUAGAGGAAGGUGAAGAUGUCAGGCGACUUCCAUGUAUGCACCUUUUCCACCAAGUAUGUGUAGAUCAGUGGCUGAUUACUAACAAGAAGUGCCCCAUUUGCAGAGUGGACAUUGAGGCUCAACUGCCUAGUGAAAGUUGACACCAUUUUCCAGAACUAUUGUCCUCCUUCUUGCUCCCUCUCAUCCUUCCUGGUACUGCAGUCAACCAAAGAUGGCAUGACUUACCUGCGCAGAUUUGGAAGCAUUGAACCUAGAGUGCUGGCUCUGCUAUAUGGUACAACUAAUGCUAGACCUACAGUUUAUGUAGAAGACAGUUGAGUUUCAGUGUAUUUAUAAAACUUUUUUUUAGGUUUUACAUUUUUCUUUUGAUUCAUUACUGUAUUUCUGCAUGGUUCCUUGUAUUGCAUUUGUUUGCACAUAUUAUGGGCUUUGUGACCCCAAACUUGCAGGCAAGAUUAGCUGCUUUAGUAAGUAGAACUGUGUGGUCUCUUUUUUUUGGUUUGUUUUACAUAGUAUCGAGCUUUGAAAGUAUGAUUUCACUCAUUACUAACCUCGGAUUCCUUAAUUUAAUCAAUCAUAUAUUUUAGUUUAAUGUAUAAAGAUCAUCUAGAAGAGGAUAAUAUUAUGUAUUGAGACAUUCCUUAAUUAGGAAAAAAUGGCUGCUGUAUAUUUACAAUAUCAGUUCUGAGUCAAAUAACAUCCUUAAUAGUGGGAACAGAAUAUGAACUAUAUUCAGUUUGACUGAUACAUAUAGCAUACUCAUCACCGGAGUUUUUGUCUGAUCAGAUUUUUGUGUUUGUUUGAAGAUUUCAGCACAAUGCAGAUAUAUUUGAAUGUCAAUAUUAAACAUUUAGACUGCUGUUCAGAUUGUAUUUAUCAUUUUCUUCCUAUGUCUAGAAAUUUGAAUCCCUAACUUAAUAUUUGCUGCUGUGAAACAGCUCACUAGUGAACACUAAAUGUUGAUUUCAGUUAGCUGGAUUGUAGAUACUUGCAAAUUGAAAGAAUUAUUAGGGAAAUGGAAAAAUAGCUUAGAAUCUUUGUUCGGUCUUCUGCUAACUUAAGUUGAAGUAUCUGCGCACAUCAAGGUUGUUUGUUUUUUUAAUAUAAAAACCAUUCAAUCAGGAUUUAGAGCUGCAGGGGUUUUGUUUUUUGUUUUUGUUUUUUUUUUGGUGUUUUUGACAGAUAUACAUGCAUUCGUAGAACUUCUAAAGGUUCCAGGCUUGUCUUGGGGUUUUUAUUAGUUUUAAAGUUAAUAAAAUUAGCAAAAUUCAGCUGUCUCUUGUUUUAUUUUUCAUUAGUAAAUUGAAAAUCUGUAAAUUUCUGUAGAAACUGAGACACAAAUUAUGUGGUUACCUAGUUCUGCCUUGAUCAUAGAUUCCCUCUAUAAAUUACCAACAGUCCAUCACUGAUUGAAAUAUUUUCUAUAGUUAAGAUUUGCUGCAUAAUAUAGUGUAUAGAAUUAAGUUAUAAUGUACUAACAUUUCGCCUUUGGAGGAGGUUUCAAUCCACAUCAGGUCUCAAGUUGCUCAUCAACAUUGUUUCACAUAUAAUAAAUUCUAGUUUAUUUAAAUGUGCUCAACAGUUGCUGAAAAUUGCAAAAAACAUUGAGACAGUAUUACUGUCACAUUGGAAAAGAUGUUCCUAGGGGAUCAUAUAUGAACAUGUCAAUAAGCUUGCGUUAAGCUACCUGCUUUGUAAGUGGAUUGAAUAAUAAAUACCUUCAGUUCCUCUUGUCUUUGUCUUUCAUAAUCAGAUUAAGUGUAAAACAGUUUACAGUAAACCUAGAAAACAAUGUUAUGUUUACACUAAAAAAGUGAUCCAUUUAUAAAUAUUACCUUAUCUAAUUUAAUGCCUGUUUUUUGUCUGGUUAAAGCUGCUUCCCCUUUUUUUUGUCCUCUAAUCUGUUAGGAGUAGCAUUUCCCAAUGCAGUGUCUAUUGCUGGCAACAAACUUAACACCUCUGGCACUGAGGCAUUAAGUGGGGAGAAUUUUUUUUUUUCCAGCAUGUGUGAUAAAUGAACGUUCUCAAGCUUAAUUGCAUUGCUAAAACUGAACUUAAAACCACUUUGUGUUUGUACAAUGGGGGAUAUGGGAGAGAGGCAACAUGAUUUGAUUGCUUCAAAACCUGGCAUGGUUUUAUGCUAAACCUUCUUGAAUAUUAUGGCUCUAGGAAACUGAACGUGAGUGUGAAAUUGAAGCUAUGUUUUUUUUUACAAAAAAAAGUGACUGGGAAGGACUGAACAGCAGACACUUCCUAUUCUUCAGUGACUGUUGAAAAGGAGGGAAGUUAGUUGACCACUGAUGCUUGAAGUUUGACAAUAAUCACUUUUUAAAAGUUUCCAAGAAGGUACUUGAGAGACUUGGGGCAAAAAAAACAACAACCAGGGCCUGUGAAAUAAAUGAGACCCUAGGUAUGUGAUGUAAUCUUUUGGAUUUCUUCAAAGACAAAGAAGCACAGGUUUGGGUUUUUUUUUUUUUAGGGAUUCUCUUGUGCACCUAGUCUGGGUGCCUGGUACUAGAGGUAUUUUAGUGGCCCAUGCGUUGACUUGUUUUAUAACUGCUACUGAUAUUGUCUUGCUCUUAAAUGUAUGCAUAACAUUGUAAUGUGAUGUUGAACACUUAGGUAUUUUCCAGGAAUCACAGUGUUCUGAUCUGAUAUGCUAUUGCAGGGGCUAAUAAAGCUAGAGCCUAUUUCUAUUCCAGAAAGUUGUGACUUAACCGUAAUUUAAAGGAAGGAAAAUGAAUAGGCUUUUUGAUUUUGAAAAUUUCCACCACUUACUGUGCUUUACAUGCUUAGAUGCAUUGCCUUAAGUUUUCUGCAGCAUCUUUGACUUUAAAGAUAAGAUUCUCAACAGUAUGCAUUAAAUUACUUUUCAUAUAAAGUUCCAUUGUCAAAAGAAAUCCUUUUGUAUGCAAUAAAUAAAAUGUUAGACUGGUAUCAUUCAA